AUGUCGGUCGAGUUCAAUAUCCUCACGCCUAAUGCCAUGCUCGGCUACGGUUACGAGCAUGAGCAUUUUUGGUAUGGAAUUGAGGAAUUCAAACCCAAAGCCAUCAUAGUUGACAGUGGCUCUACCGAUGGGGGUCCAUACAAGCUUGGACUGAACCAGAUGACUUGUGGGAAGGAGUCGUACAUCAAAGACCUCACGCCUGUUCUACAGGCCUGCUUUCACCAAAAGAUCCAAGUCCUCAUUGGAUCUGCUGGCGGAGAUGGGAGUGAUAAGCACGUCGAAGAAAUGUUGGGCUUCAUUACAGAGAUCGCUCUCAAGGAAGGAUUUUCGUUCAAAGUGGCCACCAUCGCUGCUGGUUUUGACAGAGAGCUUUUGAAUAAGCGCAUCACUAACCAGAAGGUCUCUCCUUGCGGUCCGGUGGAGGAGUUGACACUGGAAAGUGUAGAACGUGCAAUUGGUAUUGUCGCUCAAAUGGGCGAAGAGCCAUACACGGAGUCUCUAAAACAGAAGCCAGAUAUUAUAAUCGGGGGCCGGUCGUAUGAUCCAGCUCCCUUUGCGGCUUUUGCAAUGUAUCAUGGGGCACAACCUGGCGUUGCCUGGCACAUGGGAAAGAUAAUGGAAUGUGGUGGGAUUUGCGCCAUCCCCAAAGGACGCUUGAUGGUUGCUACAAUUCGCAAGGAUUCUUUUGAUCUCACACCAUUGGCAUCAGAAGAAAGAUGCACACCGCUUUCUGUUGCAGCGCAUACCUUAUAUAAAAAAACACGGCCAGAUCGCCUCCCAGGGCCGGGAGGCUGCCUUGUCUUGGACGAUGCAUCGUACGAACAAAUCACCGAGAAGACGGUACGCGUGCGAGGUGCAAAAUUUGUUCCAACUCCGACAUAUCAAGUGAAAAUAGAAGGAGUUGAGAAGCUUGGAUACCGCACUAUCUUUAUUGGCGGAAUCCGAGACCCCAUAUUGAUCAGUCAAAUCGAUGACUUUUUGGCCGAGGUACGAGCCUUCACUCAAAAUCGGUUCACCGACCCCGAUAAGUCCCCGGAAUAUCAGCUUACAUUCCAUAUCUAUGGCCGAAAUGGCACCAUGGGCCCGCUCGAGCCGAACUCGGCUACUGAUAUCUGCCAUGAGCUAGGAAUUCUCGGUGAAGUAGUAGCCCCGACUCAGGAGCGCUCAUAUACCAUUGCCAACAGUGCACGGGCAUCCAUUUUACACAUGCCGUACAGGGGUCAAGUAGCUACGACAGGAAACUUUGCGUCCCCCCUCUCACCACAUGAGACGGCAGCAGGCCCUGUGUUCCGAUUCAAUCUCUAUCAUCUUGUCGACCUUCUCCCUGGCGAAGAACUCAAUUUAUUCCCAAUCAAUUUCUACACCAUCGAGAACCCCAGUCGGGGUUUGGCAUCACCUACUCUUACAGAUGAACAAAGGGAGAAGUUUUUGUCCAAGGGCUUAGAGCCACUUACAACCAAGCCUGUUCCGAAGGGAAAAUGCAAGAUGCUAGAAAUUGCAAAGAUAAUUCGUUCAAAGAAUUCGGGGCCCUUUGAAUUGACGUUUGACAUCUUGUUCGAUAGUGAAGAAGCUUAUCGACGAGUGAAGAACGCAAAUGUGCUCACGAACGAGCGCAUGAAGAGGCUCUAUCAUCUCAAAGACGAAGAUAUAAUAACCAACAUGUUCUUCGAACCUGCCUUGGCCUGGAAAUGCACCAUUCGCCGCCCUUGGGAGCAGGGAACCAUUGGGGAGAGAGAUACCUUGGGAACUCAGCAGCAUGGGCCCCUUUUGACCAUCGUGGUUCCAAAAGACGGCGAGGAGAGAUUAUCUCUUCCUUUCCAAGACCGCUCGAGUUUCUCCGCCACAGAUAGUGUCGAUUAUAUUUGGAAGGAGUUGGGAUUCCCGAGCAGUGCCCUUAAAUCUCUGAACCUCACAGGAGAGGGCCUAGGCCUGCCAUCUUCAUUCAAGAUUGGGCAUCUGGCGCAAGCCUCGAUCGGCUUAUCGGCUCUUCUCGCUGCACAGAUCCAUGCACACCGAAACUCCAUCCCGGUACCUUUGGUAACGGUUCCAUUGCAACAUGCGGUGAUUGAGUUUAAGUCAGAGCGACUAUACAUCUUAGACGGCAAACCUAAGCCAUCUCCUUGGGGUCCUAUCGGUGGUCUGCACAAGACAUCAGAUGGCCAUGUCCGUCUUCAUGACUCGUUCCCCAACCAUCGCGAUGGAGCAAAGAUACUAUUGGGCUGCUCAGACGAUGCAGACCGCGAAGAAGUGGGCUCCAAAAUUGCCGCAUGGCGCUCCAUCGACCUCGAGUCUGCUGCCUUUGAUUACAAUAUCGUAAUUUCUGCUCUGCGAAAAUACUCGGAGUGGGACGUUCUUCCACAAGCCCGCGCGAUCUCUGAGUUCCCCAUCCUACUGCGCAAACUGGGUGAUAGUCCGCCAGGUUUGCCGCGAGGUAUGCAGUCUCUUGGCGCAGACAAGUGUCUUCGUGGGCUCCGAGUUCUUGAGCUUUCACGGGUUAUUGCUGCUCCACUCUCUGGUAAAACUCUGGCAGCUCAUGGCGCCGAUGUUCUUUGGGUAACUAGUCCGAAUCUCCCUGAUCUUCCAGCUAUUGAUCGUGAUUUCGGUCGGGGGAAACGAUCUAUUCAUGUAGACCUAUCAUCAGAGGAGGGCCGCGAGGACAUAUCAAACCUUCUCGAAGGGGCUCAUGUUUUUGUCCAAGGCUUCAGACCGGGAAGCGUUGCUUCGCGAGGCCUUUCACCCGCCGAGCUCGCCAAGCGAUUCCAAAGUCGCGGAAUCAUUUGCGCAAACAUGUCCGCCUAUGGACCGAAUGGUCCCUGGAGCAGCAAGAGAGGAUUUGACUCUAUUGUUCAGACAUGCUCUGGAAUGAAUGUAUCCGAAGCGGAACAUUUCGGCGACGGUGCUGCAUCCCGUCCAACACCAUGCCAGGCUCUGGAUCACGCAGGCGGCUAUUUCCUGGCCGCAGGUAUCAUGGCUGCGGUUUAUAAACAGGCAACUGAAGGGGGCUCAUGGGAAGUCGAUGUUUCUCUGGCUGGUGUAAUGAAGUACCUUCGAUCUCUUGGGCAGUUCGAAGGCAAUACUGGUUUCCAGACGGAGGACUAUACGUCUCCCAAAGAUGUGCCCGAAGAAUAUUUGGAGACACGAAAGACUGGAUUUGGAGAUAUGACUGCAGUCAGACACUCUGCUUCCAUUGAAGGGGUCAAUGUUGGGUGGGACAUUAUGCCCAUGGAGUUGGGGUCCGAGAAAAAAGAAUGGCUCAGCAACUAG
Molecule: messenger RNA, 3264 nt
Organism: Penicillium soppii
Lineage: Eukaryota; Fungi; Ascomycota; Eurotiomycetes; Eurotiales; Aspergillaceae
Product: CAIB/BAIF family enzyme
Exons: 2
Coding region: 1-3264 (1087 amino acids)
Molecular function (GO): catalytic activity
Source: RefSeq, a predicted model, not a curated record